AAGACACCUGAAAUGAAAUGCAAAAAGAACAAAGGAAAUGUGACUUUUGGAAUACCACCUCAGUGGUCGGAACAAUUUGGAGUUCAGUUAAAAUGUUUUGGAAAACCUAAAGAUGUGUGUGUAUGCUGUAGUGAUAUUACAUUACAUGUACAAUUAAUGGCUUUGUAGUAUCAGGCUUGAACUGAUUGAUUCACUUUACAUUUGCACUGGAAACUGGAAGUCAACCAACAUCACAAAAGGGAUCUUGUUUGACUUUGAGAUUCCACUGUAAUUAUAAUUCUCUGAUUUAAUAUAGCCUAAUGUGUACUAUUUAUUGCAUUUUUUUGUGUGAAAAGCAACAAAAACAGUUGAAAAUGACGAUAAAAAAUAAACACCUGUAUAGCUGGUACUCUAUUCAUGUGAGUGAGUGCAGAUGGGCCCCGGCCACUCUAUGAGGAAACAAGCUCUCUUGUUUAAUUUAUUUUGCAAAGUGACUUUCAACAAAAUCCCAGAAAAGGUAAAUGAAUGAGCCUUUUCUGUUUGUGUAUUGGUAAGUGCUAUUGAAAUGUUCCUCUGUUGACACUCAAAUCACAAACUUUGUUUUUUGUAUCUCAAUGUUUCUGUGUGCUUUAUAGCGAAGCAGCCGGCGCGAGUCGAUUGUUCAUUAAACACCUAAUGAAAGUUGAGAGCACAUCCCACGGGACAACCGGCUGUGCUUGCUUACGUUUGGUUCAUGACUUAAAAAACAAGCGCAGGAGUCAUUCCUGAUGAAUCUAAAGCUAUGUCAUUGCUGGCUCCGGCCAACGCCGUGGCGGGAAUGAUGCCUGGGGGGGGCCUCCUUCCAACACCCAAUCCUCUGUCUUCUGUGGGAGGAACAUCGUUUGGUGGUCUCGGAGCUCCCAACUUGGAGCAAAUGGCUGCAAUGGGAAUAGGACCUAACAUGAACCCACAGGCUCUCUCUACGGACUUCCUGAAGCUUAUACAGUCCAUGGAUCCAAAGUUGAAUCCACUUGCAGCUGGCCUGAAUCCAAACCCUGGCUUGAAAAAUGACAGUUCCAACAAGGAAAUUGAAGAGGCCAUGAAGCGAGUCCGAGAGGCCCAGUCUCUCAUUUCUGCUGCCAUCGAACCAGGAAGUAAGAAAGAUGAUAAACGAAAACGAUCUCGCUCACGGUCACGACGCAGACGCUCCAGGUCUCGCUCAAGGCACCGGCGCUCCCAUAGCAGGUCUCGGAGGAGGUCACGUUCGAGGAACAGGAGGAGGUCCAAGAGCCCACGGAGAAGAAGGUCUCACUCACGAGAUCGAACCCGCCGCAGCAGAUCAAGGUUCACGUCGCAAAUAGACAGGAAGGAGGAAAAGUCCAAGAAGAGGUCAAAGACACCACCCAAGAGCUACAGCAGUGCAAGGAGGUCUCGCAGUGUCAACCGGAGGCACCGGCGAAGCCGCAGUGUAUCCAGGUCUCCCAAGAAGCACUUGACAAGGUCUCCAUCGCCCAGACGGCACAAGAAGGAGAAGAAGAAGGACAAGGAUCGUGAGAAGGAGCGAGAUCGAGAGAAGAGAGAGCACAGGGACCAAAGUAGAGACCAGAGAGAACGCUCAUCCAGGAAGAGGAGCAGAGACAACGAGCGUGACCGCAAGUCAGACAGUGAAAAAGGCGAUGUCAAGGUGACGCGGGAUUACGACGAAGAGGAGCAAGGCUAUGGCAGUGAAAAGGAAAUGGACGAGGAAGAUGAUGACGACGACGAGAGGAAGAGUGACUCUGACUCCGCCUCAUCGCCCAAGGGUCUCGACGAGAUGGGGAGAGGCCGAGGCCCCGCCCACAAAAAGUCCAAAAUUAAUGGAGACGAUCACCAUCAGGAAGACAUGGAAAUGAGCGACUAAAAUAAUUCAUUUUACAAGGCAUUUUUUUUUCGUAGGAUACAAAUUACUGUGCCUGAUCAAUUGAAGUACAAACAGUAGAGGUGUAGAAUGAAGGCGUUAUGUGUAUAAUAAGAUAUAGUUAAAAAGAAAUCUGUACUUUUCGUGCUCAAGUGUCUCUUGUCACAGACUACAUUGAUUGGUUUUCAGUUGCUUGGAAAAUUUCAUGUCAGGAUGAUUCGUCUUGACAAGUUUAAAAUGCUCCUUUCUGAUUAUUUAGCCUUUCCCAUCACACACCUAGUCACUUACAGUACAUUUCAACUCCUUUAUAUGUGUACGUAGAAGUUUGAUAGUUUUCAAAGGAAACUAAUAAAAUUUGACCAAAUUAA
Syngnathoides biaculeatus (alligator pipefish) is the source of this 2223-nucleotide messenger RNA. It is a transcript of the gene srsf11, whose product is annotated as serine and arginine rich splicing factor 11. The coding region runs from base 761 to 1858 and encodes 365 amino acids. NCBI's taxonomy places the organism in Eukaryota, Metazoa, Chordata, Actinopteri, Syngnathiformes, Syngnathidae. The record is from RefSeq and is a predicted model, not a curated record. The transcript is spliced from 11 exons. Gene Ontology annotation, cellular component: nucleoplasm. Gene Ontology annotation, molecular function: RNA binding.